AUGUCUAUCGAUACGAUCAAGUAUCCUUCCCUUGGAAAGGUCGAUGCUGAGGAUGAUGAUUAUGUUGAAUUCGGAGACGGUCGUGAGGCCCGCGUUCUCGAGUUUCUUCAGAACCACCCUUUCGUGUCCGACCUGCGCGGCAACCCGUCCAAGGUCCUCGCCGCCAUGGAUGAGUUCUCCGCCCAAGAGGACUUCCUCAUCAGCGUCGGCUCAGACAAGGAGCGUCUGCUCACCGGCAUCCUCGCGGCCGAGGCGCCCAAGGUCCUCGUCGAGCUGGGCGGGUACCUGGGCUACUCGGCCAUCCUCUUCGCCGACGCGAUGAAGCGCGCCAACCCCCAGGGCUCGCCUCCACCAGUGGUCUGGAGCUUCGAGUUCAGCCAGGAGUUUGCCGACGUCGCCGCCAAGAUCAUCGAGCUGGCCGGCCUGUCGGAGAGCAUCAAGAUCGUGGUCGGGCCCGCGGACGAAUCCAUCCGCCGCCUCAAGGAGGAAGGCAAGCUGGCUACUGCGGGUGUCGACGUCCUCUUCCUGGACCAUGUCGAGGACCUGUACGUGCAGGACCUCAAGGUCUGUGAGGAGCUGGGCCUGCUAAAGCCUGGGGCUCUUAUCCUCGCCGACAAUGUGGUCCGUCCUGGCGCCCCUGAGUACGUCAAGUAUGUUCGUGCGCACCAGAACCUCGAGAGCCAUGGGGUUAGAGCUUUGAUCGUUCCGGGCGAGUUCGAGGAUGAGAUUGAAGUCACCCGCGUCAAGAAAUAA
Molecule: messenger RNA, 753 nt
Organism: Cryphonectria parasitica EP155
Lineage: Eukaryota; Fungi; Ascomycota; Sordariomycetes; Diaporthales; Cryphonectriaceae
Product: S-adenosyl-L-methionine-dependent methyltransferase
Exons: 3
Coding region: 1-753 (250 amino acids)
Molecular function (GO): O-methyltransferase activity
Source: RefSeq, a predicted model, not a curated record